Ostrinia furnacalis (Asian corn borer) is the source of this 2154-nucleotide messenger RNA. RefSeq lists its product as uncharacterized. The record is from RefSeq and is a predicted model, not a curated record. The coding region runs from base 10 to 2040 and encodes 676 amino acids. Lineage: Eukaryota; Metazoa; Arthropoda; Insecta; Lepidoptera; Crambidae. The transcript is spliced from 8 exons.
UUUUAGAACAUGUCCGAUAAAAAAGGAGUUUCUGGCACAGAAGAUGUGCAAAAACUUGUGGAGUUGAUAAAUACGACCGAUGAUGUUGAGUUAUUAGUAAAAUUAUUUUCUGUGUUAGCAGCGUAUUUAGUGUCAAAUGAGACCUAUAAAGGAGAUAUAAUCACCAGAAAUAACAUUUAUGACAAAAUUAGCUUAGUGCUACGUAAGAGCCAAUCGGUGAAAACUGUACGAGCGUUAAACUUCAUUACUGCAUUGCUAUAUCUAACUGAGGAGGAAGAGGGGCCAUCUAGGGGGAAAAGUUUGGUAUUGUAUGCUCAGAACAUGAUCAGGAUUAGCGGAUGUUUGCUACUUAUGUGCAAUAUGUUCACUAGCUGUAUGUUGCACCAGGAAACUUGGAGGGCACUGUGUCAAUGUUUAGCCGAAUCUUGCCGACAUUCAACUGAAAAUCAGUCUUAUUGCUCACAUUUGGUCCCUAUGGCCGUACAGAAAUGUAUUCAAGGAAAUACGGAAGCCAUGGAAAUAUUAAAAAGCUUGAUACAUAACCAUCAGUAUAACUCGCAACUGUUUGUGGAAUCCAACGGCAUAAUACUCUUCAGAAGGAGGGAGUCUCUUCUGGAUGACACAUCAAUGCAGCUUUUGAGUUCUUUAGUUCAACAUUCUUCACAAGAAAUGUUAUAUCUGAUCCAUGAAACCGUGUUUGAAAAUAUAACCUAUUUAAAAAAUAUAUAUGGCACACAAAACAAGAUUGGUCAGUGGGCUACCUUAAUCUGGCAUCAUUUAAAUUCCCGAAUAAAAGUCACUACAGCUAAAGCCAAAAAUAAUGAUCUCAGUCUAAGAAACAAUCAGGACAUAACAGGAAAUAAUGAGCAUUCUGUAAUUGAUAUCGCAUUCUUAAAGCCUGACGAUACCGCAAGACUAUUGCAAAAUGUUAUCAAUGAAAUACAUCAGUACAAUGCAAGGAACAACGUUAUUCAGAAAAUGAAAAGACAUACUGAUGAAGUAACAAACGUUGAACAGGACCAUUUAAACGUUAUGUUAAACUCAAAAAAGAUCCAAAGAAAUAUGUCCGGAUACAAAGCAAUUAACAUGAAAAAACAGUUGAAUAAAGAAACGGAAAACUUUGACCCCACCUCAAAUGAAAUGUCGUUUUCAUUCUUACUAAACAAUAAAAAACAUACGCACGGGAAAAACGUUAAAGUUUACAAACAAAUGGGAACUUUCGGUUCCCAAAUUGUUAAACAUCCGUCGGUUACACAUAAUUCUAUCUCUAAUCAAAUUGAAACGAUAUCAAGCGAUAUGAUGAGCAACAACAUUUUGCAACAAGACGCGACAUUUCUGAGCAGUGCUCUGCUGACCCAUGCGUCAACAUUUGAAAAUGAAGAUCCUAGUCUUCUAGACUUCAAUCCGAUAUUUGUUUCCACUCCGAAAAAAGACAAAAGAAAUACAAAAGCCAUUAAUUUAACAAAAUCUCAAAACCGCUUAGCACCAACAAAACGAAUUGUUAGAAGAAUGGAUAAAACUUUUAAGGCCGCAAGAUAUUCCAAAGAUGGAGUUAAGCCAAAAAGAGAUUUGAAGAACAGAUCAAUGACAUCAAGACUGUUUAACGUUAUAAAUGACUCGUGCACAACAUUUGUGAAAACUGUUAAAAACAUAUUCAAAUCUAAGAAAAGUGAUGAUGCGGACGUGAAGAAUCCUACUGUUAACGUUAGCAGUAUUGAACAUUCAUGUAGUUACAGCUUUACUGAUUACAUGCGCAAGAGGGACGCUCUGCUUUUAAGAAAAAAUCCAGAAAGCAUACGUAACAGCGAAUUCAAUGAAACGGACAAUAUCAAAUCUUGCAAAACCUGUAACGAUACCGUCUCACUAAAGUAUAAAGUUAACAACGACCAUUACCUCAAGGAGACAGUCACUAAGCUCAAGUUAGGAAUUAACUUAUACGGAUGUGAUUUCAAGAAAAUAUCAAGAGCUAUGUGGCCGCGAGAGACUUACAUGACACCCGAAGUGCUGUAUAAUUUGUAUCGUAAAUUAAUUGUAAAAUAAGAAUAAAACUGUUUGAUUAUGAUUUUUAAAUAAAAGAGAUUAAUUUGAAAAAAUAUUUUUCUCUGUUUUCCAUUCACUUGUUCGGAAAUCGUACUUUAAAAAAUAAUGUCCACG